Messenger RNA from Ctenocephalides felis (cat flea), 2050 nucleotides. RefSeq names its product V-type proton ATPase catalytic subunit A. NCBI's taxonomy places the organism in Eukaryota, Metazoa, Arthropoda, Insecta, Siphonaptera, Pulicidae. The record is from RefSeq and is a predicted model, not a curated record. Gene Ontology annotation, cellular component: lysosomal membrane; proton-transporting V-type ATPase, V1 domain. Gene Ontology annotation, biological process: proton transmembrane transport; ATP metabolic process. Gene Ontology annotation, molecular function: proton-transporting ATPase activity, rotational mechanism; ATP binding; ATP hydrolysis activity.
GUAUCUUGGGAAGUAUCUUUGAUGGUAUCCAACGUCCACUUAAAGAUAUUAAUGAGUUAACUCAAUCGAUUUACAUUCCCAAGGGUGUUAAUAUUCCUGCUCUGUCAAAAACACAGUCCUGGGACUUUGAUCCAAUGAACAUUAGAAUUGGAUCCCAUAUUACUGGAGGAGAUUUGUAUGGCUUAGUUCAUGAGAAUACUCUUGUGAAACACAAGAUGUUGUUGCCACCAAAAGCCAAGGGUACCGUGACAUAUAUGGCAGCUAAGGGCAGAUACACCGUUGAUGAUGUUGUACUUGAAACUGAAUUUGAUGGAGAACGCACAAAGUACACCAUGUUGCAAGUAUGGCCAGUACGUCAGCCCAGACCAGUAACUGAGAAAUUACCCGCAAACCACCCAUUGUUAACUGGACAACGUGUCUUGGAUUCUCUGUUCCCAUGUGUUCAGGGAGGAACCACUGCCAUCCCUGGAGCUUUCGGUUGUGGAAAAACUGUCAUUUCACAAGCUUUGUCCAAAUACUCUAACUCUGAUGUCAUCAUUUAUGUUGGUUGCGGAGAAAGAGGUAAUGAAAUGUCUGAAGUACUUCGUGAUUUCCCUGAAUUGAGUGUUGAAAUCGACGGCGUAACUGAAUCUAUUAUGAAGCGUACUGCUCUUGUCGCAAACACAUCUAACAUGCCUGUCGCCGCUCGUGAAGCUUCCAUUUACACCGGUAUCACCCUCAGUGAAUACUUCCGUGAUAUGGGUUACAACGUAUCUAUGAUGGCUGAUUCCACUUCUCGUUGGGCUGAAGCUUUGAGAGAAAUUUCAGGUCGUUUGGCUGAAAUGCCUGCCGAUUCCGGUUAUCCGGCGUACUUGGGAGCUAGAUUGGCCUCUUUCUACGAACGCGCUGGCCGUGUAAAAUGUUUGGGUAAUCCUGAACGUGAAGGCUCAGUAUCAAUUGUAGGAGCUGUAUCACCACCCGGUGGUGACUUCUCAGAUCCCGUCACUUCAGCUACAUUGGGUAUUGUACAAGUGUUCUGGGGUUUGGAUAAGAAAUUAGCUCAAAGGAAACAUUUCCCUUCAAUCAAUUGGUUGAUUUCAUACAGUAAAUAUAUGCGUGCUUUGGAUGACUUCUAUGACAAAAACUUCGUGGAAUUUGUGCCCCUACGUACAAAGGUAAAGGAAAUUUUGCAAGAAGAAGAAGAUUUAUCAGAAAUUGUACAAUUGGUUGGUAAAGCCUCCUUGGCGGAAACUGACAAGAUCACACUUGAAGUUGCCAAGCUCUUGAAAGACGAUUUCCUACAGCAGAACAGCUACUCAUCAUAUGAUCGUUUCUGCCCCUUCUAUAAAACAGUUGGUAUGUUACGUAACAUUAUUGCUUUCUAUGAUAUGGCAAAAUACGCAGUUGAAUCUACUGCACAAAGUGAAAACAAGAUUACCUGGAAUACCAUUAGAGAUGCUAUGGGCAAUAUUCUAUAUCAGUUGUCCUCAAUGAAGUUCAAGGACCCAGUCAAGGAUGGUGAGGCAAAGAUCAAGAGUGAUUUUGAUCAAUUACAUGAGGAUUUACAGCAAGCAUUCCGCAACUUGGAAGAUUAGAUUAUUGUGAAUAUAAUAUGUACAUAUGGCUUCAUAUUUUACUUAAUUCUUACUAUUGGAAUCUAUUAUUUGUGUAUUUAUCUUUCUAAACUUGAUAUUCAUGUCCAUAUGAUUCAUUUUACUUCCAAAAGUAGAGGACAGCCUUGUACAAAAAUUCAUUACUUUAGCAUUCCAGUACAAAAUGGCAUUAUAUGCAAAUUAUAGGCUGAGCCUUUAUAAAUCUGUGAAUGAACCACACCACUCUAUCUUCUAACCUAAAGUGUAAUUUUGUUUUACAGAAUUUCUUUAAUAGGUAAUAUUUUUAAUUGCAGUGUAUCAUAUUAUAGUUUGUAGGUGUUAUAUUUUAUUUGUAAAUUGUUGUUCAUAUUUCUCAAACGAUUGUUUAUGUAUUACACAGUAUUAAAAUAAACCUUGGAUGCAAUAAUUGUUAUAACAACAUUGUUGUUAGUAAUAAAAUUUUAUCAGUGGAUUAUAAU